Molecule: messenger RNA, 573 nt
Organism: Ostreococcus lucimarinus CCE9901
Lineage: Eukaryota; Viridiplantae; Chlorophyta; Mamiellophyceae; Mamiellales; Bathycoccaceae
Exons: 1
Coding region: 1-573 (190 amino acids)
Source: RefSeq, a predicted model, not a curated record
AUGACGGCGGCGGAGGCGGCGGCGACGCGGAAAACGGCGUUCGCGAAGGCGAGUCAGUGCUACAAGGGCCUGCGCGAUCUCGGGCUGGACGUCGAGUCGCAGGAGGCGUUCACGGCGUACUGCCGCGCGGGCGCGGAGACGUUUCUGAAGCCGGACGCGGCGCUCGCGGAAUGCUUGCGAGCGAUGCCGUAUCGGAAGGUGGUGAUGACGAACACGAGCGAGACGGAAGGGAUGAAAGCGCUGACGGCGCUGGGACUGGACGCGUCGUCGAGCGAUGCGUUCGAGAAGGUGUACGGGGGGAUUUUCACGGCGCCGGCGUGCAAGCCGCAGCGCGAGGCGUUCGAGAAGGUGUUCGCAGAUCUGGGACGCGACGUGGACCCGCGGCGGUGCGUGAUGUUUGAGGAUUCGAUGAAGAAUGUAAAGGCGGCGAAGUCGUUCGGCAUGACGACGGUGUUCGUGCGCACGCGAGGCGAGAGCGUGCUCGACGACGACGUCGAAGCGUGUUGCGACGCCGUCGUCGACGAGAUCGAGUUCGAACAACUGCGCCGGCAACUGCCCGAGCUGUUCGAUUAG